Messenger RNA from Prosopis cineraria, 1332 nucleotides. Its product is annotated as probable E3 ubiquitin-protein ligase BAH1-like 1. The record is from RefSeq and is a predicted model, not a curated record. The coding region runs from base 177 to 1100 and encodes 307 amino acids. NCBI's taxonomy places the organism in Eukaryota, Viridiplantae, Streptophyta, Magnoliopsida, Fabales, Fabaceae. The transcript has 6 exons.
UGCCUUUCUCACACAGCCUUGCUUCUCUCUCUACUCCCUCUCUCUCACACAUAUGUUAUUAUUAUUAUUAUCAUCAUCAUUAACCUUCGGCUUGAAGAGUCAAAUCUCGAUCAUUGAAACAUUGAAGGACCUGAAAUUGCAGAGAAGAUCAGCAGAAGAAAGUUUUCUGAUGAAAGAUGACGAAGUUGUACUGCAAGAAAUACAAUGACUACAUGCAAAGCCAGCAGGAGAAGAAGCUUCCUGAAGUUGAUAUCAAUAAGCUCAAGACUAUCUUGAAAACAUGUCGCAGAGAUUGUCCUUGCCGGAAAGGCAUCACCGGAGGAGGAGGAGGAGAAGAAGAAGAAGCCCUUGCAGUCCCAAAGUGCACCGAUCGUUGCCCAGUGUGUGAUGGAAGCUCCUUCUUUCCUUCUCUUCUCAAUGGGAUGAGUGAAGUAGUGGCUUACUUUAACGAUCGAGCCCGGAAAUUGAUUGAGCUUCAUCGUGCUUCUAGCUUCAAGAAGUACUUUCUAUCCUUCAAAACCAAAUUAUGUGGACAACAACAUAUUGACCACAUUCAAGAAGGCAAAGAUCUUGUUACUUACGCCCUAAUCACUUCCACUGUAAUUCACAAGAUACUCGAAAAAUACGAUAAGAUUCAUUAUUCGAAGCAAGGGCAAUUAUUCAAGUCAAGAGCCCAGAGUAUGCACGUGGAAAUUCUUCGGAGUCCCUGGCUUUUAGAACUCAUGGCCUUCCACAUCAAUUUAAGGGAAGCCAAGAGCGAAUCAAUGAACAAGGAAUCUAAUAAUUCCUUUGAUGGAUACUACCUUACAUUUAAGGAUAAUAAACCAUCGCUUACUUUUGAGCACUUUGAUUCCACCAAACUUGAUAUUGAAUUGACUUGUUCUAUAUGCUUGGACACUGUUUUUGAUCCGGUUUGUCUAACUUGUGGCCAUAUCUUCUGCUACACGUGCGCUUGUUCAUCUGCAUCAGUAGCUAUUGUUGAUGGGCUCAAGGCAUCGAACUCUGCAGCAAAGUGUCCCCUAUGCCGGGUGGGAGGAGUUUAUCAAGGUGCUAUACGCUUGGAAGAACUGAAUAUCUUGUUAGGCAGAAGGCCCAACUGAAGACAACUCUUCUAAAGAUGCUUUCUACAUUUCUACAAACUCGAACUCAAGAUCUCGUGCUUAAGCAAUUAUAGAUCAUUCCGCUAGAAGCAAUCUUUGUUAAUGUUUUUAUAGACAUUUUAUUCAUACUUGGCUUGCUUUAAAAUUAUGCGUUUUUAGAAUACUUAUCAUUUUUAGUUUUAAUGAGUUGAUUUAUUGAUUACACAUGUAAAUAAUUAUAUGAUCAAUUACA